Molecule: messenger RNA, 1906 nt
Organism: Carassius carassius (crucian carp)
Lineage: Eukaryota; Metazoa; Chordata; Actinopteri; Cypriniformes; Cyprinidae
Product: LHFPL tetraspan subfamily member 2a protein-like
Exons: 3
Coding region: 621-1286 (221 amino acids)
Cellular component (GO): membrane
Source: RefSeq, a predicted model, not a curated record
UCCAGUCAAAUGUAAACAUAUCUAAAGAGAAAAAGAUCGCAAAACACAAAACAUGUGAGCUCGUAGUGAGCUGUCUACCUAGACUACAUAGACGUAUUUCCGAGCCAUUGUAACUUGUAACUUUCCGAGGGGCUGGAGUAAAGGGGCGGUGAAGAAACAAUAGAAAAGUAGCUGAAGUGAACCAGAGCUGAUAUUGCCAUGAGACUAACACCGAACUAGGAGUCGUGGUCUCUAAACGAUGCCAUAUUGUAUGUCUUUCCAUGUAUUCCAGAGCUCUGAUCGUGAAGCUGAAAGUUUAUCCUGUGUCUCUUCACUUCUGGCUCGAGUCGUGUAGCGUCACAACAGAAGAGAUCCGCUCAGCCACAUUAGGAAGUUGAACACUAACGUUAAUCAGCAAACAGUCCGUUAAUUCACCGCCCUUAAGAUUUGUUCAUUCGGUGUCAGUACAUGGAUAUUCUCAGGAUGGUCCUAGAGCUCAGGAGCUCUUCUGUGUUGCUGUUUGAAGAGAUCUGGUGCUGAUUCAGCUGUGAGGAUAACACCAAUGGACCUUCACUGACGUGCCUUAGCUGCUGCUUGAAGAAACCGUUUCCUCUCAAGUACUGGCAUACAGGUUUGGCAGAAUGUGUCACGUCAUAGUCACAUGCCGCUCUGUGUUAUGGACCUUGAUGAGCAUUGUGGUGGCAUUUGCUGAGAUGGUGGCAUUUAUGAGCGCCGAAUGGCUAGUGGGAUAUCCAGAUGGUUCUGAGUUCAACUUCACCGUCACCGCUUCACACCGCAGCGACCAGCGCACACUGGGUAUUUAUAACCGCUGCAUCAAGGUGGCACAGCAGAAGGUGCUCCAGUGUGGGCCUUAUGCCACAGACUUCAUGGAAAUAGCCAGUGGCUUCUGGCAGGCCACUGUUAUAUUUCUAGUCGUCGCGAUCUUCCUCCUAUCCGUAGUGGGCAUCCUUUCGGUUUUCAGCAUGUGCUUCCAGAGUAUCUUGAAGAAAAGCAUAUUCAAUGUGUGUGGCCUGCUUCAGGGAAUAGCAGGUCUAUUCCUCAUCUUAAGUCUGAUGCUCUAUCCUGCAGGCUGGGGAUCUAAGAAGGUGGUUGACUACUGCGGUCCGGAUGCUUCCCCAUAUAAAGUGGGCCUGUGUUCUCUGGGCUGGGCUUUCUACACAGCCAUAGGAGGCACUGUUCUCACUUUCGUUUGUGCCAUGUUUUCGGCCCAGGCUGAGAUCGCCACCUCCAGCGACAAGGUGCAGGAUGAGAUUGAAGAGGGACGGAGCCUCAUUUGUGUGCUAUGAAACCACUCAAACGAAAAAUAAUUGUGUCCCAUGUUUACUGAUUGAAAGGACUGUUGCAUAAUAGGAAUGUAUUUCAGACCUGUAGGUCUACUGAUCAAAGUCUUUACUAAUGUAUUUGCUUUUGCUUUCUGACUCUUUUCUCAUUUUAUCGCUGUAUCACCAUUGCAAAAUAUACGUAUAAACUAAUUAUUUCUAUGAAAAAACCUUUAAAAACUAACAAAUGUGUUAACAUUGUUCUUAUAAGCAAAUGCAUUUUAUCUAUAUUUUGAUUUAUUUGUUACUAAAUUUUACAUGGAGGUCUAAUUAAUGGAUAAAACAAUUUUCAGACUGUUUUAAAGAUUUCACAGAAAUAACUGCCCUGUGAUAGACCUAGUCUAUUAAAACUGUAAAAGAAGGGAUUCUUGAAUAAGAAGGUGUUUGAAGCACUUUCCGCCUCUCAAUCAUGUUACAUGUUCACCGCAAGCAGUCCAUAUAUGGGAAGCUGAGAGCAUUAUAUGGUGAACUUUCAACUGUUUUUGACUAUUUCUGUUGAAUGCAUUUUUUUUUUAUCUAUCAACAGUGGCUUAUACAACCAAAUGGACUAAAGAGAAAAAAAUAAAGUGCAUGUCGUAAUACCGACA